GUGAAAAGCGCUAUAUAAAUUGAAUCUAUUAUUAUUAUUAACAGAUAUUCUAGUGAUUUUCAUCUAACAUGGUGUAUUUGGAUCAACUUUAUUUUACCAUUAGUAGAUUGUCUGUCUAUGAUGCGUUGAGUGGGCGUAGGCCUGUGGUACCUACGUGUGCGUGGGUCCAGUACCUAUUGGACAGGCGUCUAUGACGUCGGGGCCUUAGUUGGAAUGUCUACCGAGGGACUGCUAUCAGGCAUAAAUAUACGGGGCCCCGUGAUACGGGAGCGUACGACCUCCGACCCUGACGUUAGACACGCUAUUCUAAGUUAGUAAACGCGUCGUAGCAGUUGGAAGAAAAAAAAAAAACAGCGAUCCGUCCUGCACAACUAUGCCGACUGACUCGAAUUGCGGUGCCGGAGGCGAGAGCGUGAAACAGCAGCAGGGUCCACGUGGAAAUUUGCCUGAUAUUCGGCUCAACAUUCAAAGACCGAUUCUAGCAGACCAGACUAAUGUGCUGACAAGCGGUAGUUUUGUACCUAUCGAGGCCAAUGUCAUUCAGCGAACCCCCGGACCAAAUCGACUGUCCAAGAAGAAUUUGAAAAGAUCGGCGGGGGUAGUGGUGGCCAUACCCUGUUCACCACUGGCCAUAGAACAGCUACAAAUUCCUUAUAAAAAGGCUCGCAAGGAUGCCACACAUAAUGGUUUAACUCCGGAGAAUAUUACCCAGGUUAUACAGGCAGUCAUAAAUCCGCAAAUUGCGCCACAUGGAGCGGCAUGGACUGAUCCCAAACACUGUGUGAUCGGGGACGUGGAGGUGUAUGUGCCUGAGUCGCCUACAGAUACCGUCACUGUGCAACCGGAUGGGACUAUACAACACGCCCAUGGAGAUCCCCAGUGUGCGCCACCACCAGAGCUGACCGCCGACGAUUGGGCUGGUCUUGACGACAUCUCGUCCUGGACUUCAUCGUUGUUGGAACAUAUCGACUUCACUCCUGCGCAGUGGAUCGACUCUCCAGCUACAUCCGUAGAGGCUACCACCAGUGCAGAGCCUGUACAACACCAUCAGCCUGCAGAUCCUGCAUCUGGACCCCUACAAGCCGUUCAAGACCCUAUCAGCGAACCCCCGUGCACCGUGAGUCCCAUCGCUCAUGAGGUAGCGGUGCCGAGGCUACCAGCCGGUCCCGCAAUUGCUGUUGAUGAACACCAUGCAGGGGUGCAAGGUGAUAAAUGGCGUAAACAAUUUGCUGAUAAACUAGCUGUGUUAACUGCGUCGGUAGAUGUAAACUCCUUAGGCAUUGCUCGUCAGCGUAAACUGGGGGUGGAGGCUGGUAAACGUGUUGACAGUAUAUAUCAGAAGCUCGAAGAACAGACGAAGAAGUCCUUCACGGCUCUCAGGGCCGAGAUUGCGCGUGAUCGUAUGAUUGCUGAAUCCCCAAACACUGAGACCAGUAAUGGUCGUGCUAUCGUUGCCCUUCAGCGUAAGCAUUUGGAUGCCGUGGCAGCUGUGCGUGUCAACACGCAGGGUAUAGAGAGAAUUAACGCGCAAGAGGGGUUAAGAGCUGCUAAAACCGCUCGAAAAUUCUGGUUAAUGCAAUCUGCUAGCGAAGCCAACGUCAAGGCCUAUCGGGCAAUGAGUACCGAGAUGUCUGUGAUUAAUGACACACUAGCAAAGCUUACGAUGAAUGCUAUUAUUUGA
Gadus morhua (Atlantic cod) is the source of this 1681-nucleotide messenger RNA. RefSeq lists its product as uncharacterized. Lineage: Eukaryota; Metazoa; Chordata; Actinopteri; Gadiformes; Gadidae. The transcript is spliced from 5 exons. Bases 374 to 1681 code for a protein of 435 amino acids. The record is from RefSeq and is a predicted model, not a curated record.